Molecule: messenger RNA, 2518 nt
Organism: Talaromyces proteolyticus
Lineage: Eukaryota; Fungi; Ascomycota; Eurotiomycetes; Eurotiales; Trichocomaceae
Exons: 3
Coding region: 39-2249 (736 amino acids)
Source: RefSeq, a predicted model, not a curated record
AUUUUUGGCAACCUAGAGAGCAAAGAGGCUUUAUAAUCAUGUACUGUUUGACGAGAAGAUACCAGCUGUGUAUUCUUUCAAUACUGGCUGCCAACGCUUUGGCAGGUGCUUCUGAGAACCCAAAUAUUCUGCACCUGGAGCCAACCACACUCUACAAUCUCCCUGCCAAUUUCAAUGGAAACUCUUCUCAAUCGUUUCUUCAAACCAAUGGCCUCUUCAACGACACAGCUGAAGAGGCCGUGUCUCAAAUGUUGAAGCCAUUCAUUGCCUAUGACGACGAGUUUGCCAGUCUCCUCGCUACCGACGCUACCCUAGAACUCAUCUACAACCGUUCCGACAACAACCCAGUGGCAGACGAAAUGGGAAUUUGGGUGUGGGACCAUAACCAGGUGUGGAUGUCUUCACAUAGCAUAGACAGUGUCAGCUACACCUAUAUUCUGGAUUUGAACGACCAUACCGUUAAAAUGCUAGAUGUGUCGUCAAAUGGUAUUCCAAUUCUCAAUCCUAACGGCGGUGGAUACUUCAAUGGGAAAGUAUAUAUUGCUGGAGAUGGCAAUACCACUAUUCCGCCAGCGAUUUACGAGGUUGACCCAGUCACCCAUGAAGCGCAGGUGGUCGUGGAUAGCUAUUUCGGACUGCGAUUCAACGGGCCAAACGAUCUGACCUGGGCAAGGAGAGGAGACAGGUCAUGGUUAUUUUUCACAGAUGACCCACUGAGUUAUUACUAUAGCAAAGGUGAAUAUCCCACGAUUCCAGAUGCCACAUGGCGUUGGGAUCCUCAGGAGAAGACCUUACUUCCUGUGAUCGAUCGAACUGAUAUUAACGUCCCCAACGGUAUCCGGGUAAACAAAGAAAGCACGAAACUAUAUGUCACUGACACGCCAGACCCAGCUUUUACUGGGAAUGGAGUUAAAGCGGUGUCUUCGUCGACGGAACUAUUUCUUGGUAGUGCAAGCACCGCAAUCUACGUGUUCGAUCUCAACGAGGACGGUAUCCCGCACAACAAGCGUUUAUUUGGCAUUGCACAACGUGGGAUUCCGGAUGGCAUGCAUGUUGAUGAUGACGGUCGCGUCUGGACAGGAGAGCAAGAUGGGAUUGUAGUUCGUGGUCCGUCUGGCAAAGUCCUCGGCAUGAUAAAUGCACUUGCGAUUCAGGGAGAGCAAGUCCUCGAUUCUGAUGCAGAGCCUUUGCAAAACUUUGCUUUGGCAGGAGACAAAAUUAUUGUGUUCGCAUUCACUAAGAUCUACCAGGUCCGACUGAGUCGUUCAAUUAACCACCACUCCCACAAUCCAGCCCCGGGGCGCAUGCCCAACAUGACCUCCGCGCGCGAUAAUCUCGGCCCCCUAAUAACCCCUUUCACCUACCCUUCGGCUUGCGCCUAUGCUAUCCUGGAUUGUUCAACAUGCUCUGACGCCUGGCAAGGGCAAACGUGCAGCGAUAAUGGAAACGUGGGUGAUUCGCAGGAUGACCCUGACUGCUGGCCUCCGCGUAUCAAUGGAAACCUUUUGACAUCUCCCCCCUUUAUGGGCGGUGGGUUUUACUCUCCAGGCAUUUCGUGUCCGGUCGGAUACACAUCUGCGUGCUCGGCAACAGGUGGAGGACAUACAGGCUAUUCGUUUCAAUAUAAUUUGCUCGACGCUGAGACUGCUAUAGGGUGUUGUCCAAGUGGAUACACUUGUGGCUACAUAUCCGCAGGCGUCGAUGCCAGUGUCCAGACCUGCGUUUCUACAGUAUCCACUGGGCAAUUUUCAGCGAUUCAAUGCUACGGUUCAACAAGCGUCUUAACCCAGCAGACUGUACCCACUACUGUUGCUGCAUCUGUCACUGCCACCGCGUCCGACGCGAGCUCAGAUGUCAUUAUUCAGACCAUGACAAUCAAAGCCCCUCUUUUCCAGAUCAUUUACAAGUCCAGCGACCUGCCGAAAUCCACAUCAACAACAAUACCCACAUCAACCAUAAUGACAGCUCCUACAAUAAAAGCGCCGACGUCACAGCCAGAUACUUCCUUGUCGACCGGCGCAAAAGCUGGAAUUGGCGUUGGUGCUGCUGUAGGAGGGCUGAUACUCAUCGGAGCCGCCAUAUUCUUGCUUUUUUUGAGACGAAAAAGGCCGCGAAAACAAUUUCAUCCGGCCGAUGAUCAACCCUAUGAAUUAGUAGCAGAUGGACUCAAGGCUGAACUUCCAGGCCAUGUAGCCCCGGUAGAGAUGGAUGCGUCGAAACCUCGUCUGCCGCCUGCUGAGCUUGGUUGAGCUGGUUGCAAACUUAUAUUUAGAAGGGAGAGUCGAUUAAGAGACUCUUAAGAAUAUGCAUAACCCCCUUGGUCCACGCUAAAAUUAUUUCUGUAAAUAAUGAUAUCUUAAUGUCUGAUUUAUUCAAUCAAGGGGUUUCACCAUAUAAUGGAAUGUUGUUACUAUGUAGCAGCUGGUCAGAAGCGGAGAAUCUCGUUGACGAUCAAAUUUCUAUCAACAGUGGUGGCUUCUGAAUGAGAAGGAAGAAUAUCAUCCGCUGUGCUAAACCU